This is a messenger RNA of Botrytis porri, 2184 nucleotides long. RefSeq lists its product as uncharacterized. The record is from RefSeq and is a predicted model, not a curated record. Lineage: Eukaryota; Fungi; Ascomycota; Leotiomycetes; Helotiales; Sclerotiniaceae. The coding region runs from base 711 to 1715 and encodes 334 amino acids. Gene Ontology annotation, molecular function: transmembrane transporter activity. The transcript has 2 exons. Gene Ontology annotation, biological process: transport.
GUUCCAUCUCCCAGCCUUAUAUGGCCGCUUUACUUUGUACUAUGCUCAGCUAUCCUCAGCUAAGGUUAUCGCAGUCUUUUCCGUGCAUCGCUUCGUUCCUUUUCUGAUCAAGCUUCUCAUCAUUGCUUAUCCAUCCAAUCAAUACCAUGUAUUGUAUACACAUCCCUAAUUCCCCCCCAUCGAUAAGACAGACCGCCGUCGAAGGAAGAAGAAGAAGAAAAAAAAGAAAGAAAAGGUCAAGCUCACAGGAACAAAGUGGCUCCGAUUUCGCCAAAUGAACCCUCAAUGUUCAGAACAUUCCUAGUCACAGCUCCACCCAGUUUGAUAGUUCAACCGUUCAACUCGUCAUCCAUCCGAUCAUAUUGGAUUUGGAUAUGAUCUAUUAAUAAGCUAGGUAUUGUAGGUCGUAGUAUGCUGCAAACAAAGUAUAAAAUCUAAAGUAACGGCGAUCCAAGACCCUUGCUGUGCGACAUAACAAAUCGAGAAUAUCCUGCCUUCCCAUCACCAGCUACGGUUUGAUAACCAACCAAGCAAACGAGCAUCUAGGUUGUGUCCCUCGAUCUUAUCGUUGUGGACUUCCUUGUGAAUUGUGAUUUUCAGACGAGGGCCAGGCAAGACAAGUCGAGACUCGAUGUUGGCAACAGACUCGCGCACUUGUGAUCAGUGAGCCUGUAGAGGCAAUCGAAAUAGCUACGAGUGAGUCUGCCACCAUGUCGCGGUUGCAAAUGGGAAAGAAUACUACCGACGUUAGGGAGAAAGUGGCAGAGAAGAAGAGAGAGGCAAAGAAUUAUAGAGGAUUUGUGGCGGGUGUGUUUUCGGGAGUAUCGAAACUUACUGUUGGACAUCCAUUCGAUACUAUAAAAGUCCGUCUUCAAACCUCCACAUCAUCCCAAUUCAACGGGCCACUCCAAUGUCUUCUCCUCACUAUUCGCAACGAAGGCUUCACCGGUCUCUACAAGGGUGCCACUCCCCCUUUAGUUGGCUGGAUGUUCAUGGACAGCAUAAUGCUUGGUUCCCUUACCUUCUACCGCAAACUCCUCCACCAAACCCUCUUUUCCCCCUCCCGCAUGGCCGCCACCCCAUCUAGUUUUGCACGUCCCGAUAGCUCUCUCACACCGUCUCAAGUCCACAAACUCCCCACCAUAGGCCACGCUCUCGCCGGUGUCAUGGCAGGCGCAACCGUAAGUUUCAUUGCGGCCCCCGUCGAACAUCUAAAAGCACGUCUACAAAUCCAAUACUCGAGUAAGAAAUCCGAACGUCUAUAUAGCGGUCCCAUCGACUGCGCACGUAAGAUUUACCGAUAUCAUGGUAUCCCAGGUCUUUACCAUGGUCUCUCCGCUACUCUUUUCUUCCGUUCCUUUUUCUUCUUCUGGUGGGGUUCGUACGAUGUUUUCACACGUCUUUUGACUGAAAAAACUCAAUUGAGUACUCCCGCCGUUAAUUUCUGGGCCGGCGGUCUUUCGGCACAGGCUUUCUGGUUGACGAGUUACCCGAGUGAUGUCGUUAAACAACGGAUUAUGACGGAUCCACUAGCUGGUGGAUUGGGAGAUGGGGUGCGUAGAUUUCCGAAUUGGAAAAGUGCGGCGAGGGAGGUGUAUAGGGAGAGUGGAUGGAAAGGGUAUUGGAGAGGUUUCUUACCCUGUUUUUUGAGAGCUUUCCCCGCGAAUGCGGUUGCGCUAGUGGCGUUUGAGGGCAUUAUGAGGGCUUUGCCUUGAUGUGUAUUUGCACACGCAGCUCCAUAUAUAGUCCAGUGACAAGGAUUCGAGAGAUUCGUAGGAAAGAGUGUAAGAUAUUGUAUCGCGAGAUGAUGAGAAGCAUGCAUGCAUGGCGUUAGGAACUGCAUACCACUUUUUGUGGGGGAUUGACGAACACCAUCUCCAAUCAGCUAGAGGAACAGGAGGGAAGUUUACUCAUCCCUAUAAUGAUUUACAUGAGAAAGGUGUUGUAUAUGAGAUGGAUAAAUGGAUGAUGAGAUAUACUGGUAGAACCCAGUAUACCAGCAUACAAGCAUAUGUAGAUAGAUAGAUCAGAUGGAUAUACAUCUCUAUCUCUAUUUAUCGCUAGACAAACACGAAAAAAGUGUCACUGCCUUUGCAAUUGAGCCAUUACGCAACUAGAGGUUUAGAAGAUAGUAAAAGAAGUAGACAGAACUCAACUCAAAAUCAAAAUCAAAAUAACAAGGAA